Molecule: messenger RNA, 2904 nt
Organism: Pongo pygmaeus (Bornean orangutan)
Lineage: Eukaryota; Metazoa; Chordata; Mammalia; Primates; Hominidae
Gene: HPGDS
Product: hematopoietic prostaglandin D synthase
Exons: 7
Coding region: 588-1187 (199 amino acids)
Biological process (GO): glutathione metabolic process
Molecular function (GO): glutathione transferase activity
Source: RefSeq, a predicted model, not a curated record
CGUCGGAAAAGCACAGUAUUCGGGUGGGAGUGGCCUAAUUUUCCAGGUGCCGUCUGUCACCCCUGGAAAGGGAACUCCCUGACCCCUUGCGCUUCCCGAGUGACGCAAUGCCUCGCCCCUGCUUCGGCUGGCGCACAGUCUCUGACCUGCACCCACUGACCUGCACCCACUGACCUCACCCACUGACUCACCCACUGACCUGCACCCACUGUCUGGCACUCCCUAGUGAGAUGAACACGGUACCUCAGAUGGAAAUGCAGAAAUCACCCGUCUUCUGCAUCGCUCGCGCUGGGAGCUGUAGACCGGAGCUGUUCCUAUUCGGCCAUCUUGGCUCCUCUCCUCCAGUUGUUGAGUUCUUAUCCAUUCUGCAGUUCUGUAUCUUUUAAGUGGAGUAUUUAGGCCAUUUACAUUCAAAAGGGAAUGAAGGAAGAAGAUUGUCCCAUCUCCGCAGAGGUCUCGAGAUGGGGUGUGUUUUGUGGUGCAAGUAACCCAGUAAAACCAAGUAGCGUGGAUGUAGUCGGAGGGAACCAGAGGCCAGUGUUUCCCUAGGCCUUGGAUGCCUAGUGGGAAAGCCACAGAAUUGCACCAUGCCAAACUACAAACUCACUUAUUUUAAUAUGAGGGGGAGAGCAGAAAUUAUUCGUUACAUAUUUGCUUAUUUGGACAUACAGUAUGAAGACCACAGACUAGAACAAGCUGACUGGCCUGAAAUCAAAUCAACUCUCCCAUUUGGAAAAAUCCCCAUUUUGGAAGUUGAUGGACUUACCCUUCACCAGAGCCUAGCAAUAGCAAGAUAUUUGACCAAAAACACAGAUUUGGCUGGAAGCACAGAAAUGGAACAAUGUCAUGUUGAUGCUAUCGUGGACACACUGGAUGAUUUCAUGUCAUGUUUUCCUUGGGCAGAGAAAAAGCAAGAUGUGAAAGAGCAGAUGUUCAAUGAGCUGCUCACGUAUAAUGCGCCUCAUCUUAUGCAAGACUUGGACACAUAUUUAGGGGGGAGAGAGUGGCUUAUUGGUAACUCUGUAACUUGGGCAGACUUCUACUGGGAGAUUUGCAGUACCACACUUCUGGUCUUUAAGCCUGACCUGUUAGACAGCCAUCCAAGGCUGGUGACUUUACGGAAGAAAGUCCAAGCCAUUCCUGCCAUCGCUAACUGGAUAAAACGAAGACCCCAAACCAAACUCUAGCUGAUCCAUGUUGCCUUCAAGUUUGUUUUUCUCGGGGGCAUCUCUCUCAUCAGAUAAGACAGCUACAUCAGCCUGCCAGAUAAUCCACAUGCUCCCUCCCCAGCUCCACUAAGAUUUUCACUUUAGCCAUAUUCUGAUUUUUAAAAAGGAAAACAAAAACAAAUCUUUCUUCAGUAUCUUUUUCUUUCAGAAUACCUUCUCAUCAUUUACAAUUACAGAAAAAUAGUACGUAAUACAGACAGACCUUGCUUUGCACAGGUUCUAACAUGCACGAAUUGCAGUCACAAUGGUUUAGCAACACCAUUCUUCCCCUCCCCCAAAAUGGUUUGGACUUCAGCUACCACAAUUACCUGUAAUUGCAUAAAACACAAACUUUGCUAGUAGCUCUCUAGUUCACAUAUCCCUGUGUAAAUAACCUAUGUACAUCAUGACCAAUGACCAGUCAUUUCUAUCAAAGACUGCCAGAGGUCACUGCACAUCUGUUAUUCCCGCAUAGAUAGCGAAGUGUGUAGUUGUAUUGCUAUUGCCUGCUUGUGGCCCAGUGAUAAAUCCCUUUGACAUUUUACAAAAAUGAAUCAAAAGAGGGAACUCCCAGCAAAGAUGAAAGUGCAGCAAAGGAACAAAAACUGAUAAUCCUGGAAUGAAAUUCAAACUGAAUAUAAAGGGAGUUAUCGAGAAAAGAGCUGACUGUGGGAAUCUGACACAGCUCAAAAGGCUCUAGAUAUGCAGCCAGAGAAACUUGCAAAGAUGAAUUUACCGACAUGAAUAAAAUUGUUGUGAUGAGAAAAAUGUAGAUACUCCAGAGAUCAAGAGAAUGAGAAGACAAGCCAUAGACUUGGAGAAAAUACUUGUAAAACAUGUAUCUGACAAAAGACUGUUAUCCAAAAUUUUAUAGAACUCAUAAAAGUCAACAAGACAACAAACAAGCUGAUCAAAAAAUGGGCAAAAGACCUCAAUGGACACCUCAACAAAGAUACAGGUAGCAAUAAGCAUAUGAAGAGGUGCCCAACAAAAUGUCAUUAGGGAACUGCAAAUUAAAACAAGAUACCACUAUAUGACUGUCACAAUGGUAAAAAAUCCAAAACAGCAGACAACAGCAAACGCUGACGAGGAUGUGGAGCACAGGUAACUCUCAUUUGUUGCUGAUGAGAAUACAAAUGGUACAGCUACCUUGGAAGACAGUGAUAAUUUCUUAUAAAACUAAACAUAUGCUUAUACAAUCCAGCAAUUGUGCUCCUUGAUAUUUAUUUCAAGGACCUGAAAACAUGUCCACAUAAAAACCUGUCCACAUAUAUUUACAGAAGCUUUAUUCACAAUUAAGAAGUCAAAAAAGAGAGGAGGAUGUCGGGGAGAAAGAAAGAAGAGGAAAAGAAAAGCCCAGAUAGGUAUGAUCUUAUUUAAGGUGUUUCUUUCCUCUCGAUAAUGUUUUAUGAAAUUGAAAAAAAAGUUAUCUAAUACUUUAGGCCGGGCGCAGUGGCUCACACCUGUAAUCCCAGCACUUUGGGAGGCCGAGGCGGGUGGAUCACUUGAGGUCAGGAGUUCGAGACCAACUUGGCCAACAUGGUGAAACCCCGUCUCUACUAAAAAUACAAAAAUAAGCCGGGUGUGGUGGCGGGCACCUGUAAUCCCAGCUACUCAGGAGGCUGAGACAGGAGAAUCACUUGAACUGGGAGGCACAUGUUGCAGGGAGUCGAGAUCGCGCCACUGCACUCCAGCC